AUGAGACGGCGGACCGAGAAAUCCCAGAAUGCCUCCUACGUGCAUCCAUUCAUUAAUGGCUCUCAAUUUCUCUUCGGCGUGGGUGAGAAGCCCCGAACUUUGUGUGAGCUUGCGAUGACCAGAUUCUCGGCAGAAAUGCGUUCCAGGCCAGACUGGUGGAAACACUAUAAAGAUCCGCAGACGAGGAAACUCUGGUUCAAUGAAGCAGUGAACAAGACUUGGAAAGUCGGGCCAAAAGCCAACAAUAUUGAAGCUGGACUAGCCAAGCAUCAGAUCGAGUACGUCCUUGACGAACUUGCUGGAUAUGCUGCUCUUCGAGAUGACGUUAAUGGAAUGCAAGUUUCCUGCUUUGAUCGUAUUUGGCAGUCCAUCGGUCUGAUUAGUGACGUGGAUCGUGCUUCGCUGGUCCGACAACUCGACGCUCUACGAAGCUCUACAAAGUCGGCAUCAAACAUACUCGUGGAUCCUUUCUUGCAUUGUUACCGUCAUGGAAGAAGUCAUCUCCGACGUCCAGAGGAACUCGAGAGCUUUAUCCACCUUUUAGAUCCCGCUUCUACUUCCACUAAUUAUGCAACACUUCCUUCGCUCGUAGAGGUCCACCAGAAUCCUUCUCGCAUUAAUUAUCGGUCCUACAUAAAUGGCAUAGAUCCAGCUUUAUCAGACGUGUACUCCUCACUUCAGAAAACUCUGGAACGCUCUGUAACAUUGUUCGAAAAGACUUUGACAACCCUUCAUCGAAGCAACCCCUUGCCCCAGCGAAUACAAGGCACUUAUCGCUACAGAGUGUGGGAUGAGCCUGACCCUCCGGAAGAUAGUGACGACGAGGAGGCAUGGGAGGUGCACAGCCGUGAACUGCGUCAAUGGGCUUUGUACCGUCCUAUUGAAAUUCCUGAUGUACCAGACGAUGGUUAUCGUGAUUCUCUACGUCUGGCUCACGAAAUCCACUUCAGAGAAAAUCAGUCUAUUCAAAUAAUCCAUAGGAUUACUGACAUCCAACUCGAUCGUGAUAGGCCAAAUAUUGCUGACACAAAGUGGCAUGUUGAAGGCAUGGCAAAUGAGCAAAUCAGUGUAUGUUGUCUACACUUUCUUGCUGUGGAAGGCAUUGACACCACUCAAAUAGCCUUUCGUAUGGCAAUUACGUCUCCAACGGAUUUCUUGCCUCAUGAUGUAGGGGCUACACUGCGAACCUGGGGACUUCAAAGCGGAGACGAGUGUAACCAAGACAUAGGAUCCGUGCCACUCCGCAAUGGGCUAGCAAUUGCUUUCCCAAACUUUUAUCAACACUGCAUACGGGGUAUACAAUUGCGAAACGGCUGUGAAAAGGGACGAAUAACUGUUUUAGAACUCUACCUGGUAGACCCGGAUGUUCCGCCAAUCGUUUCCACUGCAGAUGUCGCUCCACAGCAACGUGACUGGAUUCUCCGGGCACUAGCCGAUUCAGUUGACCGUCGCCUCCCACAAGAAGUUCUGGAGAAAAUUGUGGAUAUGGUAGAGGGUGUCUUUUCAGACGAAGAAGCCGAGAAAUACCGUGCCGAAAUCACUCAGGAACGAGAAGUGUUCAGGACGGUAAAUGACAGGAAUUAUUUCUGCCUUCCGUUUAGUGUGGACGUUGUUGCACAACCCUAG
Messenger RNA from Fomitiporia mediterranea MF3/22, 1626 nucleotides. RefSeq lists its product as uncharacterized. The coding region runs from base 1 to 1626 and encodes 541 amino acids. NCBI's taxonomy places the organism in Eukaryota, Fungi, Basidiomycota, Agaricomycetes, Hymenochaetales, Hymenochaetaceae. The transcript is spliced from 6 exons. The record is from RefSeq and is a predicted model, not a curated record.